Molecule: messenger RNA, 485 nt
Organism: Cydia strobilella
Lineage: Eukaryota; Metazoa; Arthropoda; Insecta; Lepidoptera; Tortricidae
Product: pancreatic triacylglycerol lipase-like
Exons: 5
Coding region: 99-485 (128 amino acids)
Biological process (GO): lipid catabolic process
Molecular function (GO): lipase activity
Source: RefSeq, a predicted model, not a curated record
UAGGGUUUUCGGGCACGGCGGCCCAGACAACCUACAUCCCUGAUUCGGAAAAUGUCUACCAUCUCUUCACUAGGCAAAACCCAACCGUCAGCCAGCCAAUGGUCCUCGGCUUCCCCACUCUGAUUGGUUCUAAUUUCGACCCGACCCGCCGCACCGCCGUCAUCAUUCACGGCUGGGACUCCAACGCCCUCUCCCCCUUCAACGUGGCUCUCGUCCCCGCGAUCCUGGCGGCCAUGGACGUGAACCUGAUCGCCGUGGACUGGAGCGCCGGCGCUGUCACGGACGACUACAAUGUACUCAUCAGCCACAACGUGCCACUUUGCGGUGAAAGCGUCGCCCGUUUUAUCGCCUGGCUGAACCUGGAGACCGGCGCGACUUUCGACCAGUACCACAUCAUUGGGUUUGAAAUCGGCUCCCAGAUGGCUGGACUCGUCGGCAGGAACCUCAACGGGGCGAUUGAUAUCAUUACUGAUGUUGGCUGGUAG